AUGAUGCAGAGCCUCCCGUGCUAUGGAGGAAUCGAGUUCGGCGGGGACGCGUCGGCGGUGCCUGAGGCGACGCUGCGCCAGCUGGGCUGGGCGCUGGCGGGCGCGCCGCCCGACCACCUGCGCAACCUCUCCGUGGUGGACGUGGACACGGUGGCGGCGCUGGGCGCCGCGCCCGGCCUCAACGCCCUGCAGCUGUGCGCGCUGGCCGAGCGCAUCGUGGAGGACUGGGGAAGCAAGCGCCCGGAGGAGUACUCGCACCUCGACCUGGCGGCGCUGCGCCGCAUCCUGGAGGCAGCACCCGAGCUAGCAGGAUUGAAGAAUUGCCCUAAGGAAGUUUUGCAAAGCCUGGCAAAAUUGGCAACGGAUUCAAAAGCAUUUGGAGACCCUGCUCACUGGACUGAUACUCAAGUACGUUCUGUGGGAUGCAUAAUUGGAGGUCUUCCGUUGUUUUCAUUUUCGUCUAUCACAACCGCAGCCAUGGAAGGAAUGACUCCGCAGGCGGUGCCAUGUCUCACAAUUGAACAAAUAAAGAGUUGCAAGUCGUGA
Molecule: messenger RNA, 546 nt
Organism: Gryllus bimaculatus (two-spotted cricket)
Lineage: Eukaryota; Metazoa; Arthropoda; Insecta; Orthoptera; Gryllidae
Source: the annotation of a GenBank genome assembly